GCCCGGGGGGAGCGCGCACCAACUCCCGGUGCCGGGGACCCCGCGCCCUUUGUGGGAGAGGGCUGCGCUGUUUCUCCUGCGUAAGGAGGGGGGAAUAAGCCCCCAACGCGUGUCUGUGUGAGCUCGAUAUGCGUAUGUUUUUAAUGUGCCGGCGCCCGCGAUGACCCUGGUGCUGCCCAUGCAGCGGCUGGGCCGCCCCAUCGCCGCCGAGGGAGCCGCCGACCUCGCCGCCUACCGCGCCCUCUGGGAGCCGCCCUGCUGCGGCCGCCCCGGCCCCGCCGCCCCGCCGGCCCCGGCCCCGGCCCCGGCGGCCCCCGGUUCCCCCGCCGCAGGAUCACAUUACAGGGGAAUUUCAAAUCCUGUAACAACAUCCAAGAUCACAUACUUUAAAAGGAAAUAUGUGGAAGAAGAGGAUUUUCAUCCGCCACUCAGCAGCUGUACACAUAAAACAAUCUCCGUGUUUGAGGAGCGGGCCCAUAUUCUCUACAUGUCUUUGGAAAAGCUGAAAUUCAUUGAUGAUCCUGAAGUCUACCUGCGCAGAUCCGUCCUCAUCAACAAUCUCAUGAAGAGAAUCCACGGAGAGAUCAUCAUGCAGAACAACUGGUGCUUCUCCACCUGCUCCUUCACUGGCACCUCCCCACAAGAGUGGUUUGUGCCUCAGGACUGCCCAUACAGAAAACGCCUUCGGAUGGCAAAGGAGGAGUACGAGAAGCUCCACAUGUGCUGCUUCUAUCAAGAAUGUGGCAGUCACUAUUUAAAUCUACCCUACUCUGUUAAUGCUAGUACUGAAAGUAAUUCCUCUUCUUCUUCCUCCUCCUCCUGCUCCUCCUCCUGCUCCCCUCCCAUCUCUUUGCCAAGCUGUUCCCAGCAGGUGGAUUAUGAAGUUGGCAGCGCACCUUCUUACAGAAAUGAUGACCAGAUACCUGCUAAUGAAAUAUUCAUCACUAAUGGCAGGUCUCACAGUAAUCAGGAAAAGGCAAAAUUUAAUGACAAGAGUGGAGGGAAUGAACCUGAGAGAGAAAGCAUCGCCCUAAACUGUGAACCUGUAAGAGGCACCCAUGCUCUUGAAUGUAAAGGCAAAUUUUAUGACUGUUUUGAGACUGGAUGUAAUGACAAGAGCAACGUAAGUGAAUCUUGGAAAAAAUCCUUAAGGAAAAAGGAAUCUUUACCAAGUAAUAAAAUCUGCUGCAACAAAGGAAGUAAAAUAUGAGGCAUCUUUCUUGCUCUAUUGAAGCAUGCACAGCAUGUUCCUUCUCUAUCAAAUUUUUAUUUUGAACGGAUUUUUUAUAGUUUUCUACGAAUGGUACAAUCAUGCCACAAACGUGACGUGUAGAGCGGAGAGCAGAUUGCGUAAAGUGUCUCUGCCACCCGCAUCAGCAGCUAUUUAUGAACGUGGGGACUUCAGAAAGAACACAGUUGCAUUGCUGCUGAGCACUGUAGUCUGUGCAGCUAUGGUGGAGCUCUCGUUGCUGAAAAUGCCAAUCAGCCAGAUGGGGAAAACAUAUCGUUUUACAUAUCCCCGCCCCCAAGAAGUCUGCCAUUAAUUAAGAAGAACCUCCAUUAUGUUUACCAAGGAAUUAGAAGUCUGGUAAACAAAUUGAUGCUACCAGCAAGGAUGAUGUGCUCCUUGUAACUCAGUAUUCAUUCUGACAAAGGACUGUCUUCAUGGAUUGGGAAUAAACCAUCCUUAUGUUUUGUAGUGAUACUCUUGAAUUCCUGUAUUCAGCGUCUCGUUCAACUGACAAAAUAGGACAUAGCAUAAAGAAAUAACCUGUUUAUGGAAUCUCAAUCAGAAUCAGACAUGCAGCUCAAGUACUUGCAUGUUUUCACCUCGGCUGUAAUAACUAAUGAGGUUUGUUGUUACACAGAGCAGGUUUUUUUUUGGUGCCUUACUUUUUGUCUUAAUUUUUGCCAGUGUGAAAAUUAAGUAUGAAUCUGAUACAGCAGGGAUUUAACCUAAACAGAGAUUAAAAAAGAAACCCACAGGGUGGAUCAAUAUUAUUAGAAACCUUUAACCUUUGAAGUACUGAGUUCAACUUCCUAUUCAAACAUCUCUGUUCUUCCUUUUUGAUGCUCAAUUGCUUUUUGAUUUGCCAUCCUUAGGAAGGGAUUUAAGAAACAAUAGAGAGAUGUCUCUUGUAAACAAGCAUUCGAUGCUUGAGUGUUUCUAUGGCAACUGUCUGUUGCUGGGGCUCUUUUUUUUUCUUCUUCGUAUAAUGAAGUUCAUGACCCAGUGGCAUGUUUUAUACUUUAUUCUGUUUCACAUAAUUUCUCUAUUUUAGAUUGCAAAAGCAUGCGGGAGUUUUCUAUGACUUUUGCCGUUGAUUUAAAAAAAGACAAGAAGGCAAAAAGCACAAUGUUAAUUAAUAAUGUGGCGAUAAAUGCAGUUUUAUCUGAAUGAAUGUAAGGGGUUUAAUUUUAAAAAAGAACAUUUUGGAGAUUUCAGCGGCUGAGGACAACAUUUAGCCAUCCCUAGGUAGAUUGAUUGCAAAGGUGUGCUGUGUAAAAUGCCCAGAAGACAUUAGUUGGGGUUGGACCAAGAGUGAGUCUUAGAUUCCCCAAAUUAAUUAGUUCCCACAGUCCCCAUAACAACUGGCAGGAUGUGCUCAGCAAAAUAGGCACACCCAGGCCACAGCUGACUCAUAAAUAGCUGCCUGUUCCCACAGCAUCUUGCACUGAAGUGACAUCUCCGCUUGCUUCUUGCCCCAAGGGUGAAAAUCACCUCUGUGCUGGGGGAGCAGCCAGCUCAGUGCAGGGCAGGACACAGCCCCAGGCCUGGCACUGGAGCCACACAGGUCUCUGGGUUUGACACCUCCUGCUUUGGGUUUCAUGGGUUCAGCUGCAGGAGUCCUGGGCCAUGGUUAGUUUGGGUUGCAAAAUACAUUUGCAAACUGUAUGGUCGUUUUCAGAAAGCCCAGUGGUCACAGGGAAUAGCUACCCCCCAGCCAAGGUGACCAAAAGCACAACAGGAUAUAAAUCAGUGGUAACCUUUAUGAAGUCAGGUGAGUUUAAACUGAUAAGUUUGUAAGGGUUAUCAUUGGAAAAAAUGACAAAUAAAGAAAGUACAAGUCCCACCUGAUUUCUCCAAGACAGAAGCUUUUUUAUUAAUAAUAAUAAUAUUAAAUAUAGAUCUCAUUCAUACAGUGUAUGAGUAGGAUCAUCAUUUAGACAUUUGUCCACAAGGACCAAUUUUUUAAAAAACCUGAUUUUUCUUGUGUUAUAUCCAGAUAGUCUAGUAAUGUCUGCUCUUUUCCAAUAUUUGAUAAACGCUUGAUGUUUUAAGCUUAAAUAUUAGAUGCUUGUAUACUAACGUGUUGUUGUAGUAAAGUGAAAUUUCCUUGAUAUAUAUUUAUUAAAAUGACCAAAAUUCA
Molecule: messenger RNA, 3371 nt
Organism: Zonotrichia leucophrys gambelii
Lineage: Eukaryota; Metazoa; Chordata; Aves; Passeriformes; Passerellidae
Gene: SERTAD4
Product: SERTA domain containing 4
Exons: 4
Coding region: 161-1210 (349 amino acids)
Cellular component (GO): nucleus
Source: RefSeq, a predicted model, not a curated record